UACUGUCACUCUGAACUUUCUUCAUUCUGCACUCACUUCACUCAGAGACACCAAUGAGGAGCUUUUAAACAGUGACUGUAUGUGUUUGUUUCUUGAUGUGUGAUUCUGAAAGGAGCUAAAACUCACUCAGUGGGUUGAAGGGCUACGGUGGCUGAUUCUCAGCUGUGCUGCUCUGAUCAUUACAGACGUCCUAACAGUGAAAGUGGAGUUUGGACUAAAGGAGCCGUUACAGAGAAACAGCACAGCAGCCGUUGGAGGAAAUGGCUGCUAGAAACCCUCUUUCACAAGAAGAGCUUUCCUGUCCUGUGUGCUGUGACAUCUUCAGGGAUCCUGUUGUUCUGUCGUGCAGCCACAGUGUGUGUAAAACCUGCCUGCAGAAGUUCUGGAAAACUAAGGGAUCUCGAGAAUGUCCAGUUUGUAGAAGAAGAUCUUCUAAAGAAGACCCUCCUGUUAGCCUUACUCUGAAGAACCUCUGUGAGGCUCUUCUAGAGAGCAGGAGUCAGAGAUCUUCAGCAGGGUCUGAGGUGCUCUGCAUUCUGCACAAUGAGAAACUCAAACUCUUCUGUCUGGAUGAUCAGCAGUCUGUGUGUGUGGUGUGUCAGACUUCAAAGAACCACAAAAAUCACAAAUUUUGUCCAAUAGAAGAAGCUGUGACAGACUAUAAGAAUAAACUCAAGACUGCUUUGGAGCCUCUACAGAAGGAUCUGAAAGUCUUAGAAGAAACAAAACACAGCUUUGACAAAACAGCGGCUCACAUUAAGACGCAGGCCCAGCACACAGAGAGGCAGAUAAAGGAGGAGUUUGAGAAGCUUCACCAGUUUCUAAGAGAUGAAGAAGCAGCAAGGAUAGCUGCACUGAAGGAGGAAGAGGAGCAGAAGAGUCAGAUGAUGAGGAGGAAGAUUGAGGAGAUGAAUGGAGAAAUAUCAGCUCUUUCUGACACAAUCAGACACAUAGAGAAGGAAAUGGAAGCUGAGGACGUUCUGUUCUUACAGAACUCUGAGGUCACAUUGAGCCAAGCUCAGCUCACGCCAAAGGAUCCAGAGAAGAUAUCAGGAGUUCUGAUCAACGUUUCUAAACACCUUUCCAACCUGAAGUUCAGAGUGUGGGAGAACAUGCAGGAGAUUCUCCAGUACACCCCUGUUACUCUGGACCCCAACACUGCACAUCCAGACCUCCACCCAUCUGAUGAUCUCACUGCUGUAGAAUUUAGAAAGCACGGACCAUCACUUCCUGAUAAUCCAGAGAGAUUUGAUAAGUGUGCAUGUGUUCUGGGUUCUGAGGGUUUUGACUCAGGGACACACUGCUGGGAUGUUGAGGUUGGAGACAGUGACUACUGGGAACUAGGUGUGAUAACAGAGUCUGUACAAAGGAAAGGAAUCUCUUUCAGGGAUUCAGUUUGGAGUCUGGAGUACAGUAAAAGCAGUGGUACAUUCUUCGUACGUGGCCCAAGAGAGCCAGAUCACUGCGCCUCAUCUAAAGAGCAGCUGCAGAGGGUCAGAGUGGAGCUGGACUGGGACAGGGGGAAAGUGACAUUCACUGACCUUACAAACUGUACACAACUGCACACAAUUACAGACACAUUCACUGAUAGAGUUUUACCGUUUUUCUGUAACUGGGAUGACUGUCCUCUGAAGAUCUUACCAGUGAAGACGUCAAUAAUGGUGGAACAGCACAGUGCAGGUUAAAGUCACAGUAAAGUGCAUUUUCUUCCAUAAUAUGACAUUUUUCUGACUGAAACAGGAUGUUUGGGCAGGAAAUAGUGUAUAGGUGGGUCUUGAUUUCAUCCACUGGGAACAAAGUUGUUGCUUUUAAAUACAGAUGUGAAGGCUUCAGUCAUAACGUGGAAUUCUCCGAAAUUCUACUCUAUUCAAAAUGUUUGGUUUAAGGCAGCGUGCCUGUAUCCACAUUAUUAUGGGGAGAGGGAACAACCGACGUCUAUGUUUCAGUUUGCUAAGAUACUGUACUUGGUAUUGUCAUUAACUAGCCAGUUUGCUAAAUAAUAGGUGGAAUCAUGAUGUUAUAUUACUAGAAAAUGUCAAUAACCUAAGAAGAAAAUGUUGUUAUUGUAACACCUCUACUUCCCCAGCUAAUGCUUAACCUUAACUAAUGCGUUCAUCAUAGUGAAUUAAUGCAUAGAGUAAUAAUUAACUUGUCAGGAAAUAAUGAAGAAUAUACAUCAAUAAAGAACUGAGCCAUAGGA
Molecule: messenger RNA, 2200 nt
Organism: Colossoma macropomum (tambaqui)
Lineage: Eukaryota; Metazoa; Chordata; Actinopteri; Characiformes; Serrasalmidae
Product: nuclear factor 7, brain-like
Exons: 6
Coding region: 261-1685 (474 amino acids)
Molecular function (GO): zinc ion binding; protein binding
Source: RefSeq, a predicted model, not a curated record